AUGUUCCUGGGGCAGGUGGGCCUCAUGUCAGAGGCCAUGAAGAAAUUCCCUGUGAGGUUUGGAUUAGAUGCAUGCCUCACUGAUAAUGGACCUGCUAUUCCAAUAGUGUAUGAUACCGGAAAUGUGGAUUACAACAAAAACUUAGUCUUUAAUACUGAAGGGGCAGCCAUGGCUCUUUGUUCAGGUGUCAACCCAACCGCCUGUCACAUUGAACAUUUCUGUAUUGGUGGAGGUGGACACUUUCCUGAAGCCACCCCUAGACAGUGUGGGGACUUUACAAGAUUUGACUGGGAUGGAUAUGGUACUAAUAAGGGAUGGAGUGCUUCCAAAGAGAUAACCGAGGCAGCUGUGCUUCUCUUUUAUCGCUGACAUUCUGGUCAAUCU
Molecule: messenger RNA, 384 nt
Organism: Carassius carassius (crucian carp)
Lineage: Eukaryota; Metazoa; Chordata; Actinopteri; Cypriniformes; Cyprinidae
Product: intelectin-1-like
Exons: 4
Coding region: 1-369 (122 amino acids)
Source: RefSeq, a predicted model, not a curated record